This is a messenger RNA of Clupea harengus (Atlantic herring), 1193 nucleotides long. It is a transcript of the gene mc4r, whose product is annotated as melanocortin 4 receptor. Gene Ontology annotation, biological process: G protein-coupled receptor signaling pathway. Bases 1 to 972 code for a protein of 323 amino acids. Lineage: Eukaryota; Metazoa; Chordata; Actinopteri; Clupeiformes; Clupeidae. Gene Ontology annotation, cellular component: membrane. The record is from RefSeq and is a predicted model, not a curated record. The transcript is spliced from 2 exons. Gene Ontology annotation, molecular function: melanocortin receptor activity.
AUGACACGACGCUCUGCCAACCGACUUGGAAUUUCGCUCCGCUCCUCUGCACAAGGUGAAGGCGCCGGCUCCUCAGGAUGCUACAAGCAGUUACUGGUCUCCACCGAGGUCUUCCUCAUGCUAGGCAUCCUCAGCCUUGUGGAGAACGUUCUGGUGGUGGCAGCAGUGGUGAAGAACCGCAACCUGCACUCGCCCAUGUACUUCUUCAUCUGCAGCCUGGCCGUGGCAGACAUGCUCGUCAGCGUCUCCAACGCCACGGAGACCGUCGCCAUGGCGCUCCUCACCGGUGGAGGCCUGCGUAUCCGUGGCAGCCUCGUGGAGAGCAUGGACAACCUGUUCGACUCCAUGAUCUGCGCCUCUCUCUUGGCCUCGAUCUGGAGUCUGCUGGCCGUGGCCGUGGACCGCUACGUCACCAUCUUCUACGCCCUGCGCUACCACACCAUCAUGACGCGCAGGCGGGCCAUGGCCACGGUGUCUUGCAUCUGGGCCUUCUGCACUGCCUCCGGCAUCCUCUUCAUCGUCUACUCGGAGAGCAUGGCCGUCCUCAUCCUCCUUAUUGGGAUGUUCUUCGCCAUGCUGGCGCUGAUGGCCUCCUUGUACGUCCACAUGUUCCUGCUGGCACGGCUGCACCUCAAGCGCAUUGCCGCUCUGCCCGUCGCCGGCCACGGCGGCACCGGUCGCCCCAUCCGGCAGGCCGCCAACAUGAAGGGAGCCGUGACGCUCACCAUCCUCCUGGGGGUGUUUGUGGUCUGUUGGGCACCCUUCUUCCUGCACCUCAUCCUCAUGAUCUCCUGCCCGAGGAACCCCUACUGCGUGUGCUUCAUGUCGCACUUCAACAUGUACCUCAUCCUCAUCAUGUGCAACUCUGUCAUCGACCCGCUCAUCUACGCCUUGCGCAGUCAGGAGAUGAGGAAGACCUUCAAGGAGAUCUUCUGCUCCUGGACCACCUUCCUCUCUAUUUGUGAGCAGUAAGAAUAAGGCUUAUGUGGGCCACAAUUACAUCAAGAAAAAAAGAAAGUAUUUUGUACUGAAGAAUUUUCCAUUCCCUCAGAAUGUUGAUAUAUUCUUUCUUUUGGGAUGAAUACAAAGAUAUAUAGUGUGCACUACCUGCAAUUUCGACUGCUACAAAUGUUUAGCACUGUUAAGCUGUAAACAGAUAUAUUUCCACUGUUAUAUUAACAUGCAUCAUGUGA